ACGGAAGCGGAAGUGGCGGCGGCGCCGGCCUGGCCUGGCCUGGCUGAGGGGAGGCGGCGGGCGGGCGUGAUGGCGGAGGCCGGGCCACAGGCGCCGCCGCCCCCGGGCACUCCAAGCCGGCACGAAAAGAGCCUGGGACUACUCACCACCAAGUUCGUGUCGCUUCUGCAGGAGGCCAAGGACGGCGUGCUUGACCUCAAGCUGGCAGCUGACACCCUAGCUGUACGCCAGAAGCGGCGGAUUUACGACAUUACCAAUGUUUUGGAAGGUAUCGGGCUAAUCGAGAAAAAGUCCAAGAACAGCAUCCAGUGGAAGGGUGUGGGGCCUGGCUGCAAUACCCGGGAGAUUGCCGACAAGCUGAUUGAGCUCAAGGCAGAGAUCGAGGAGCUGCAGCAGCGGGAGCAAGAACUAGACCAGCACAAGGUGUGGGUGCAGCAGAGCAUCCGGAACGUCACAGAGGACGUGCAAAACAGCUGUUUGGCCUACGUCACUCAUGAGGACAUCUGCAGAUGCUUUGCUGGAGAUACCCUCUUGGCCAUCCGGGCCCCAUCAGGCACCAGCCUGGAGGUGCCCAUCCCAGAGGGUCUCAAUGGGCAGAAGAAGUACCAGAUUCACCUGAAGAGUGUGAGUGGUCCCAUUGAGGUUCUGCUGGUGAACAAGGAGGCAUGGAGCUCACCCCCUGUGGCUGUGCCUGUGCCACCACCUGAAGAUCUGCUCCAGAGCCCACCCGCUGUUUCUACACCUCCACCUCUGCCCAAGCCUGCCCUAGCCCAGUCCCAGGAAGCCCCACGUCCAAAUAGUCCUCAGCUCACUCCCACUGCUGUCCCUGGCAGUGCAGAAGUCCAGGGAAUGGCUGGCCCAGCAGCUGAGAUCACAGUGAGUGGCAGCCCUGGAACUGAUAGCAAGGACAGUGGUGAGCUCAGUUCACUCCCACUGGGCCCAACAGCACUGGACACCCGGCCACUGCAGUCUUCUGCCCUGCUGGACAGCAGCAGCAGCAGCAGCAGCAGCAGCAGUAACAGCAGUAACAGCAGCAGUUCAUCCGGACCCAACCCUUCUACCUCCUUUGAGCCCAUCAAGGCAGACCCCACAGGUGUUUUGGAACUCCCCAAAGAGCUGUCAGAAAUCUUUGAUCCCACACGAGGUAGGCUGCUGCAUUCCUCCCUGGGGCUAGGGGUAAGGGACACAGCUCAUUGGGUCCUAUGGCUGUUUUCUUGCCCUUCUGAGGACCUUGUGGUGGCGCUUAUGGUAACUGGGGCAAAGGGUGAAGUUCCUGAUGGGCAGGUGGGGUUCCCUUUCCUGGGCUUUGGUGGGUGGAGAGGUGGGAGCUGGAAUGUUAGUAACUGAGCUCCCUCCAUUCCCAGAGUGCAUGAGCUCGGAGCUGCUGGAGGAGUUGAUGUCCUCAGAAGGUGGGUGGCCCUGGAAGGUGGGAGUGGGUGUGGGCAGGGGUUGGGCUGCUGCUAGGGGAGCCCUGGCCCAGGGCCUGAGACUAGUGCUCUCUGCAGUGUUUGCCCCGCUGCUCCGUCUUUCUCCACCCCCCGGCGACCAUGAUUAUAUCUACAACCUGGACGAGAGUGAAGGUGUCUGUGACCUCUUUGAUGUGCCUGUUCUUAACCUCUGACUGACAGGGACAUGCCCUGUGUGGCUGGGACCCAGACUGUCUGACCUGGGGGUUGCUUGGGGACCUCCCCCACCCGACCCUACACAGCUUGAGAGCCACAGACACCUGGCUUCUCCGGCCUUCCCUCACUGCACAGUUCUGGCCACAGCUCCCGCUCCUGUGCUGGCACUUCUGUGUUCGCAGAGCAGGGGAACGGGACUCAGCCCCCAUCACCGUCGAGCCAAAGUGUUUGCUUCUCCCUUUCUGCGGCCUUCGCCAGCCCAGGCUCGGCUGCCACCCAGUGGCACAGAACCGAGGAGCUGCCAUUGCCCCCCAUAGGGCAGCUUGUCCAGCCUCAGUGUCUUGCUCCUGCCAGCUCCUUCCCCUAGGAGGGAAGGGUGGGGUGGAACUGGGCACGUGCCAGCACCACCCCUAGCUUCCUUUGCUGUCCCCCACCCCCUGACCCUCCAGCUCCUCCUGGCCCUCUCACGUGCCCACUUCUGCUGGGCCUUUAGCCCUAGAACCUGCAGGUGGUGGGGGCGGCUACCAAGAAGGAACAGAGGUUUCUGGGGAGGAGUCUGGGUGGUCCAGCCCUGAGGAUUGGCCCCACCUCCUGCUGCCCCAUAACCCUCUCUUCAUUUCCGCUUUUUCAUUUACCCUCAUUUAGAGCCAUUUGCAGAGAUUUAGAAAGAUUUACAGUAACGAAUGGAUUCCUAUAUAAAGAUUAUUUUUAUACUUUUUGCAGCAAAAGGAAAUUGUAAUAUUUGUACAGUGUUCAAGUGAAUAAAAACCAUGCCUAAGGCUA
This is a messenger RNA of Symphalangus syndactylus (siamang), 2405 nucleotides long. RefSeq names its product E2F transcription factor 4 (gene E2F4). Gene Ontology annotation, molecular function: RNA polymerase II cis-regulatory region sequence-specific DNA binding; DNA-binding transcription factor activity, RNA polymerase II-specific; protein dimerization activity. Lineage: Eukaryota; Metazoa; Chordata; Mammalia; Primates; Hylobatidae. Gene Ontology annotation, biological process: regulation of transcription by RNA polymerase II. Gene Ontology annotation, cellular component: RNA polymerase II transcription regulator complex. The record is from RefSeq and is a predicted model, not a curated record.